Molecule: messenger RNA, 3471 nt
Organism: Liolophura sinensis
Lineage: Eukaryota; Metazoa; Mollusca; Polyplacophora; Chitonida; Chitonidae
Product: cilia- and flagella-associated protein 99-like
Exons: 19
Coding region: 331-2379 (682 amino acids)
Source: RefSeq, a predicted model, not a curated record
UUUACACCAGGGGCAUUGUUAAACGUGACCAAUUUGUGUUGUCGAUAAAGUAUGCACAGUAUGAUAGCCCUGCUGGUGAUAUAUGCACACAAAACAAAUCUGCAAUCAAAUGAAAUGGCUUGAACCAAACAAUCGCGCUAGUCUUGUUGCCAUGGCGAUAACUUGUUUUCAAUAUGUCUUCCCUCCAUAUCGUGUAGAAACGGGAAACAUUUCUCAUGCAUAGAUCAGCGCUGUGCGAAUGCCGGUUCAUCCCUGUCAUAGGAUAUUUAAGACACCUGUGCUUUAUGUUAGCUCGCAAACUAUUUUAGUAGAAUCAGUAUCCAUAUCACCAUGAGCUCAGGUCACAAAAAGCUCCUUCAACACUGCAUUUGUGUCCUUGACACAUAUCAGCCAGAAAUCCAGUCCACAGAAGAUCAUAUCACUAAUUAUUUCGAUACGUGUAAGAACCUGACAGACAGUGAUGCUAAUUUCAUCACAGAAGUAUUCUCAGGAUGUGCCAGGUAUGGCUCUAUCAUGAAGGUUGUGACAAACACUUUCUACGUCAAAGAUGGAAAGAAAAUACUGAGAUCUGAGGAAAAUCUUUACACAGUUAUAUGUUACCUGGCUGUCUUCAGACUGGAUGAAUUGGGGAUGUCACAUUUUAGAAAGUUUGUGUUUUCACAAGAUGUGAACAAAAUGUACAAGUUCUUAAACUUCUUCUUUGAUGAGAGAAAUUUGCUGACAUGGAUUAAAGAUGAAUGGCACACAUAUUAUGAGGCUACCUUUGUCCAGACAGCUUUGAUGUCCCCAUUGCUGGGAUGGUUACCAGAGCUGAUAGAACUUGUGGAACAGUUGAAGGAUCGAGUGGAAAACAAAACUGCCUCAAAAAAAACCCCUGCAAGUAUAACACAACCAAAGCCAUUUAACAUCACUCAGCCCAGACCCCGGGCUGUGCCUGUCCCUGAACGUAUCCCCAAGCUCAAGAAACAUCGACCAGUACCCAAGACCAUUUACACAGAGCCACAGGAGUUUGGAAAAAUUGCAUCUACAAAGGUGGAGAAUAGGAGACAGGCAGAGGAGAGACUAAUGGAAGCUCACAGAGAACAGUUUGCCUGUGCUAAUUGGGAGAAAUCUGACAAGACCAAACAGAUCCUGGAGUCCAUCAUGGUGGAGAGUGACCAGAAACUGGACUUUGACCGUCACAGAGCCAACCCUGUGCCCACUUCUGUGGUAAGUCACAACUGUAAGCACCUAAAAGAGAGAGGAAUGAGCUUUUCAAAGAUUGCAAAAAAGGGAGUUCCAAUCAAGUUAAAUACAGCAGCUAUCUUGAGGGAGGGCAAGCUGUACAAGGAGCGUCAGGAUCAGGAGAUUAAACGACUGGAGAAGCUGGAAGCUGGAGCAAGAGACCCCUCAGAAUUUCUCAAAUGGCAGUCAGAGAUGAGACAGAAGGAUUUAGAUGCUGAACUACUUGAAAUUGAGAAACGUCGCCUGGAAGGAAAGCUGAGUCAUGAGGAGGCCAUACUGGCCAGACAAAACAUUAUCCAGGAGAAUAAACAGAAGGUCCUCAAUAUGAAAGAAGAGGCUCACCAAAUGAUGCAAGAAUACUUGGAGCAAAGAUUCAAGGAGGAGCAAGAAAUGAGGCAACUUGUGGAAGAUACAAUGAUGGGUCACAAAAAUGCAAAAGAGGCGAAGAAAAAGCUACAGGAAUAUAAGCAGAAAAUAGUCCAAGAGGUUAAUGAAGAAAGUAAAGAAUUGAUGAAGCAGGCCUUGGAGGAGGCUGAGGAGGAGAUGAGGAGGAAGAUGGAGUUGAUCCACCAGAUUCGUGCCAUGGAGGCUGUACCCAUCAUCAGGCAAAAGUUUGUGGACUUGACUGAGUCCUCAGGGGCAGGCUUCCUGGGUGAAAUGUCCAUAGUUGAGUUACGUGAAAGGCUGGCUUUACUGAAGACAGCCAAUGAGGAGGAAGAAGAGAUGAGGAGAGAUGAAAUUCUGGCAGCUAAACAGGCAAAGAACCAAAACCUUAUGGAUACAUUAGAGAUGAUUUCUAAACAUCGUGUGGAGAAGUGUAAGGCAGCAUCUGAAAAACUUGAAGAAAAGAAAAGAGCAAACACCCAGCCAUCGGUGCCAAAAGUCAAAGAUGACAAACUCUUGGAACUCCAAAAACGUUUAGAAGAGAAAAAGGCUGAGCGAAGGAAAGAGCAGGAAAAAAGCAAACUUGUGGUAGACCGACAGUCAUCGAAGAAAACACAAGGUCUUAUCAAACAGAAGAAGGAAGUUGAAGAAAAGAGGUGGAAGGAGCUUGAGUUGACAAGGGAGAGAACAUCAAAACUUCAAUCACAAGGCAUUUUGGGGAGCCGUGGAGUAGGUCGCCUAACCAACAACAGUAUUGUCAUGACAACAUAGGCAGAUAUCCUGAAUCUCCUCAGCUAAACUGAACUCUCCUUAUGGAACCAUUUCUGUACUUAUUUUGUCAGAAGUGUAAAACAUGAAUUGUCCAUGAGCAUGUAUAAUGUUACUAGUGCAGACGUUUAUGAUUACAUUCGGAGUAUGCACACAAUGGAUGAUAAGAGCCAUUCUGUCGAAUGGGCAUUUGUAAUUUUGUAAUAAACAAAAGAGUCUUCUUGACUGCUGAAAAGUUUUACUUGACUUGUAUCUAUGCUAGACAUUUCAAACACUGCUGAAAGCUGAUGUUCUUUUUUUUACACAGAGGUAUAUAAAUGAAAAGAAAGAUCGUGCUAGAUGUCAAAAAAAUGGUAUUUUUGUAACUUCAUCUGUGAUAGAAAGCCCUAUAAAUAUUAAUUAAUCUACCUUUACACCAGUGUGAUUUGUGAAAGUUGUUGAGCAUUCGAUUCUAUUGUUCAAAUGUUGAGUUUGUAAAGAAGUAUUGUAAGUAAGGCAAUAAAUUUUUAUUGUAAAUAUUAAAUAUCUAUGUUUAUUGUAUAAUUUAUUAUGAUGCAUUUUAAUAGAACUGGUGUUUUUUUUGUUAAAUGAAUUUUAGCUGAGUGUCUUAUGCUGUCUUAUAACCAGUUGAAUUUUGUGGUCGUCUUGACUCAGAGCCUCAAAUCCCAACACUGUAUUACACAGUAAUCUUUCUCAGCCAAGAACAAAUCAGUUUUCUCAGAUAAAAAUACCUAAGGUGUGAGUUGAUAAGACCUUUAAUAUUGCUGUCUUUGAAGUUGCACUGAUUUAAUGUAUUCACCAAGACUGAUUGAGUGCAAAAAAAGUCAUGUGACCAGUAUGACUUGCUUUGAAGCAGCAGAAAAAGUGGUCAGGGUUUUUGCACAAAUGAUUUCUCAUACCUUUACGCAGGUGUUUUUUCUUCUGCUAUGUUAGACCUGUUUCUCAGAUUUGGCACAGGUCAGAGUUUAGCUGGUGCACCAAUCUGUAGACAGGGGUGCCUUUGUAAAAACUCAGCUGCAACAUUUGCUUGAAUGUUUUCACAAGAUCUCUUCCCUGAUUUUAUUGCAUGCUAAUUACUUUAUCUGUUUUGUUAAA